AUGGCGACCAGAACCGGGAACGCCUCGAUCGCUCUCGCCACCGACGUAUUGAUCAAUGACACUCUGAGCGCCAAUUUCACUCCGUCAACAUGGUCACUCGACAGCAUCCAGAUCAACAAUGUCACAUCCUGGGCGACUCAGCUAACUUUGAUGCUCAUCACAGCCCUCUUCCCGAUUUACAUCGCCUCACAUGCUGCUCUCACACGCCCGACAUCAGCCGCACGAAGAAAGCGACCUGACAAGGGUACUUCGAAAGACGAUCAGGACGAAGAGGAUGACGACGAACAAGACGUCAACCCCGAUGAUCUCCGUUCGGCAUCAGACGCGAUCGUUCUGCCAAUAGUCGCAGCUAUCGUGCUGGGAUCAUUGUACUAUGCACUGAAAUACAUGGAGAACGGCAUAAAGAAGACGUUAAAGGGCUACUUCGCGCUGACAUCCAUCAUGGCGACCGCUGCACUGCUUGGCGACAUGUUCCGGAAUGUUGCUUCAUUCAUAUUCCCGUCAACCUACUCCAUCGGCUCAGACACAGCCACAUUCGACUCUACUUUAAAGCAGUACAUCCUCUCGACCCCACAAAGCCCCGACCGUCAGAAACACAUCACCUCACCCCUCCCCGGCCGCAUUCGCCACAUUCCCCUACCAGCACCCCUCCGCUCCACCAUAAACCGCCUCCGAAGCGCAGCUCUCACAAAAGCAACAAUCACCCUCCACGCCCGAUGGCUCGGCACAGCUCAGUUCAAAGCCACACUCCUGGACACCAUCGCCCUGGCAACAUCCCUAGCCAUCGCCCUGUACCAAGCCUUCCUCCCAUCCCCAUGGCAGCUAACAAACCUCGUCGCAUUCGGCUUCGCCUACUUCCUCAUCAUCACCGUCCAGCAAACCGCCCCCGCCACAGCAAAGGACACCUCACUCCUGCUCCUCGCCUUCUUGGUCUACGAUCUCAUCAUGGUCUUCUACACUCCCCUCAUGAUCGGGGUAGCGAAGCAUCUGAAGGAUUCUCCGAAUAUGUUGGCGAUACCGAAAGGUGAUGGGAGCAUGGCGCAGUUGGGGCUGGGGGAUGUGGGGUUGCCGGGGAUGUUGAUGGCUUUUGCGCUGCAGUUUGAUUUGUAUGUGCAUUAUUACAAGCAACAAAAGCCGGCGGAGAAAGAGGGGGAGAAAGCGACCAAGGCAGAGUACAAGCCCGUCACUGGUGGGUGGGGCGAGCGAUUCUGGACGACCAAAGCCGCGAGGCCGGAGGGGUUGAAAGCGAAAUCGUUUCCGAAGCCGUAUUUCUACGCUACGAUCGUGGGGUAUUCGAUUGGGUUGACGGUCUGUAUGAUCAUCCUGGAGGUGUUCAAGCAUGGUCAGCCAGCACUUAUCUACCUUGUACCAGGCGUGUUGGGCGGACUAUGGGGCACGGCUUGGGUGAAGGGGGAGAUGAGAUUGUUGUGGGAUUAUUCGGUUAGUGAUAAUAAGUCUACCCAGACUGGAUCGUGCCCUGCCAAAGGACCUGGCAAAAAAGUCAAGCCUGACCUGAAUCUUAUCCCCAAUCCGCUGGUGGACAAUGACGCUGAUACCUAUCUGCCGCAGCCCGUCGAACAAGACGAGAAGAAGGCCGACGAUGAGAAGACCCCAGAUACGACCGACAAAAAGGCAGAGAUCCAGGCGCCCGAGACCACCGACGCAGUGUCAGAGGACAACGAGAAGAAGACCGACGACAAGUCUACUCCAGCCGAACAGGUCAACGACGAGAAGAAGGACAAAGAGAAGUCAACGGGAGGGAAGAAGGAGAAGGCCUCAUCCGAAGUCGCACUUACACCAGAAUUACAAGCCAUCGCGGAUCAGCACCUCGUGUAUGUGGCUGUAAAGUUACCUGUGUCGAUGAAGGAGCAAGCUACUACUGGCCCUUGA
This is a messenger RNA of Cyphellophora attinorum, 1890 nucleotides long. Its product is annotated as Intramembrane protease 2. Gene Ontology annotation, biological process: membrane protein proteolysis. Gene Ontology annotation, cellular component: lumenal side of endoplasmic reticulum membrane; cytoplasmic side of endoplasmic reticulum membrane; membrane. The record is from RefSeq and is a predicted model, not a curated record. Lineage: Eukaryota; Fungi; Ascomycota; Eurotiomycetes; Chaetothyriales; Cyphellophoraceae. Gene Ontology annotation, molecular function: aspartic endopeptidase activity, intramembrane cleaving. The transcript has a single exon. The coding region runs from base 1 to 1890 and encodes 629 amino acids.